AUGGCUUCCUUCGUGAACGAGCUCGUCAAUUACGUCAACUUUGACAAGAAGAGCUUGCUAGUGUCCGCGUGCUCUAUUGCCUUCAAUCCCCUCUUCUGGAACAUCGUCGCUCGCCAAGAGUACCGCAACAAGCUCCUUACAAACCUCUUCGGCGGUAACUCUGGUGCCGCUUGCUAUGGCCUCGCCGCCACCAUCUUCUCUCUCGGCAUCGUCCGCGAUCUUCUAUUCAAGAGCGCCAUCGCUGAGCAGCCUUCGCAUCCGCUCCUCGAGACGCCCUAUGUUCAGGCCGCUGCCGUUGCCCUCUUCUUGACUGGCAACAUCCUGGUCGUUACAUCUACCUGGUCGCUCGGCAUUACCGGCACCUUCCUCGGUGACUACUUUGGCUUCCUCAUGGACGAGAUGGUGACGGGUUUCCCCUUCAACGUGACCGGCGCUCCCAUGUACUGGGGCUCCACCAUGAGCUUCUUCGCCACUUCCCUUUACUAUGCGAAGCCGGCCGGUAUCCUGCUGACCUUUUGGGUCUACAUCGUCUAUGUGAUUGCCCUGCGCUAUGAGGACCCCUUCACCGCAGGUAUCUACGCCAAGCGCGAGCAGGAGAGGGCCGCGGGCAAGAAGCAGAACUAA
Messenger RNA from Ilyonectria robusta, 624 nucleotides. Its product is annotated as phospholipid methyltransferase-domain-containing protein. The record is from RefSeq and is a predicted model, not a curated record. Gene Ontology annotation, biological process: phosphatidylcholine biosynthetic process. Gene Ontology annotation, molecular function: S-adenosylmethionine-dependent methyltransferase activity. The coding region runs from base 1 to 624 and encodes 207 amino acids. NCBI's taxonomy places the organism in Eukaryota, Fungi, Ascomycota, Sordariomycetes, Hypocreales, Nectriaceae. The transcript is spliced from 4 exons.